Hyaloperonospora brassicae is the source of this 672-nucleotide messenger RNA. NCBI's taxonomy places the organism in Eukaryota, Oomycota, Peronosporomycetes, Peronosporales, Peronosporaceae. The record is from the annotation of a GenBank genome assembly.
AUGACUUGGGAAGACGCCACGAAAGCCAAAGCUGAAGGCGCAGACGCCGUCACGCAGCAGCAGCAGCAGCAGACGGACUCCACAGCGCCCACCAGCAGCUCCACCACGUCGUCCACUAUGGAGUCGGCACCUGACCAGCAACUACAUCGACGCCGUCUCAAGCGUCCGCACAGUCGCUCGUCCACUGCCACUGCCACUACUGCCACUGCCACUACUGCCACUGCUUCUUCUUUGCCUCUCCACACGCCAAAGAAGAAGCGGCUGCGGUGGUCCACGAUCACUGUCCACGAGUUCGGCGUCGGCCUCGGCGGCAGCUCCGUACCGGGCAAAGGCGGGCCGUCCAUCGGCCUGGGCGACAAACCCGAGUUCACGUGGACGACACAAGUGGGCCACAUGGCCGAGCGCGUAGAGGGCGUGCACCGCUUCACGCCGCACGAGCGCGUGCAGCUGCUGCAGCGCGCGGGCGUGAGCGAGGGCAUGAUCCAGCGCUUCUCCAGAGAGGCCAACAUCAUCAACUGCUCGCGGCGGCGGACGCUCGUCGAGGACGUUGCCGAGCGGAAAGAGGCCAAGCGACAGCGGCGCCGACUGCAGGCGCCAUCGGCGGCGUCGCGUCCGUGUGUGGCUCCGUUCGUCCACCGGCCGCCGCACCUGAUCGCUGUCGACUAUGUCUGA